AUGCUGCGCCAGACGCUGAUGUGCCACGCCGACACCGGCCUGAUCACGUACGACUGGGUCGCGGGGCACAGCAGCCAGUACCCGGACUUUAGCACGCGCCAUGUGCGCGUGCCGGAGGAGCGCGUCGUGCGGCUCGCGGACAAUGUCGACCUCGCGGAAGAGCCGUAG
Fibroporia radiculosa is the source of this 168-nucleotide messenger RNA. RefSeq lists its product as uncharacterized. NCBI's taxonomy places the organism in Eukaryota, Fungi, Basidiomycota, Agaricomycetes, Polyporales, Fibroporiaceae. Bases 1 to 168 code for a protein of 55 amino acids. The transcript is spliced from 2 exons. The record is from RefSeq and is a predicted model, not a curated record. Gene Ontology annotation, biological process: mycotoxin biosynthetic process.